AUGUCAGACUUAUACGGUCAUAGAGAGAACCAGAACAACGAACGGUUCGAUCAAUUGGCUUCCACGUUACGUCAGUUUCGUACCACCGUUGACGACAUCAACAGUAACGUCCACCAGGAGAAUUCCCUUUUAGACACGUUGAAUGAUGGGUUCGGUAGGUUAGCUUACUCGGUCAAGAGAACCAGUGGAGAGUUAAGAAACGUCAUGAACAGGAACCAAAGUCUCACCAGGAUAGUGGGAUUGAUAUUGCUUGGAUUUUUCGUCAUAUGGAUGUUGUACAAGAUGAGGUCGUAG
This is a messenger RNA of Yamadazyma jaroonii, 294 nucleotides long. The record is from the annotation of a GenBank genome assembly. Lineage: Eukaryota; Fungi; Ascomycota; Pichiomycetes; Serinales; Debaryomycetaceae.